ACCCUCUCCGCACUCCACCCCUUCAUCUCAUCCCCAAUUCUAUUCCUCCACCGAAAUGGCAGCGUCAUCGAGCAGCGGCAUCGUAGAGCGCCAAUACAACUACGGGGGUCUGAUCGUCCGAACCUUUGUUCACUCCGCCAAAUCCUCUCCUCCCCCCGCUCUGGGAGCCGAAGAUUCACAACCCUCCCCUAUAGGCGGCUCCCUUCCAAAUAGCCAAGUUACAUCUCCAGUUAAACGCGGUCGCGGUCGCCCGCGCAAAAACCCCAAACCGAAUAGUGUGGCUGACGACGACGCUGCUUCUGAUCAAUCCUCACAACGAGCAUCCUCAUCCCAACAAAAACCGCCAAAGAAAAAGAGAAGACAACAGGCCGGUGUCGUGUCUGGUAACUCUAGGAUCCCUGCUUACGUUUCGCUCCUGACUGAGGAGGAGAUGACUGCUGUUCGCAAGAGGAAUAGACGUGGGAAGCAGUGGAUUCCCGGGGAAAAGACAGUUAUGAACGAGCUGGCAAGAUUGGGCAGGAGCGUUCCCCAUCCUACCGAAACUCAACAGUUGCAGAAUGGGGAAGAUGGUGUUGGCGAUGGUGAAGAGCCCGAGCCUGAAUUUGACCUCGCUGAGGAAAUUGAGCCAGCCGACGAGGACGAAUCUGACGAUGACGUCGCAAACAUCCUUAAUUGCAAUCCAUUUAUGUCGGCACUAAACGACAUGCCUCUCGAUUCUACUGACAAUGUUGAGGUAGGCUCGAGAUCUGCGAGUGAUUGGAUGAGGACUGAUAAUGAACAAUCUCAUUUCGGCCAGCAGACGGACAGCAAUGGUAUGACUUCGUUCGAGUACUACAUGGGUGUUCCCAACGGCGCAAGUAUCCUUGAACCCCCAUCCGCAGCCCUGGAUAAAGACUCUUCGUUUGCCGAGCAGUUGAAUUCGACCGCACCUGAACUUUCAGAGUCAAUUCUUCAACAGCCAGACUCUAUGACUACUCUAUCUCAUCUUACCCCCCCUCCGUCUUCGACAUCACCUCAGAAUCCACCCCCUAAGCGUCCUUCCGCACCACCUCCACCUGCGAUCCAUGUAGACACCACGGCCGCCCUUGGAGCUAAGCUGGCUGAAUUGCUUAACGCCUCGAAACCUGCAUUUAUCCCCACCCCAUUCCGCUGCUCCUUUACUCUACCUCUACCGGAAGGCGAAUUUACCCAGAAACAAUACGCUACAGACCUCGUUUCCGCAAUCUCUGAUGUGGACCGCUACGUAUAUGUCACCAAAAACUCCACCUGGAAUUCGACAAAUAGCGGGAGUAGAGGCGCUAUAUUCGUAUGUAACAUGAGUUUGGAGAGUUUGAAGAAGAGGAAAAGCGGCACCGGCGAAGAUCAGAAGAAGGGUAUGUUUUCCUGCCCUCAGUUAGAAAUCAUUAUUAUUUUUCUGUUUACGGUCAAAUCUCAGCUAACUCGCUUCCUUGCAGUCUCCAUGGCUAGAACCAGGUAUCCCUGUGAGGGCUGCAUCACUGUCCGAUUUCUCGCAAGAAAGAACGUCAUCAGUGUCAUCUACAAGCAUCAUGCCAUCCACCGUUCUCCACACGACAAAAUUGAGGAUUCAGAGACUGCGCUCGAGAAUAAUACUGCUACUACCACCGUCAGUAGCGCCCAAGACGCAUUGUUUCCAUUCGAAAAGUCAGCGGCAGAGGAGAUCACUUUUCCAGCUUUGGCACAAGCCCCUAGCAUUGCGGGGCCAGGAUAAGCUAACACAUACCUAGCUACCUGGCUAGCUACCUUGCUUUAAUUCCAAACCAUCCACAGCUCACCUCAUUACGAAAUUAAAGCCUCUUAUCUUUUCCCUUUUUUCUUUCACUUCUGACACUAUUAACCUCUUUCUCUACUCAUGUUUUUUCUUGUACCGUUACUGGGUGGUUUGCUUUGUUUCAUUUCACUUUCCAUUUACUCCUUGCUCCCUUAGUUUUACUUUUCUUCCUUCGAUCCACUCAGCUAGUCAAAAAUUAAAUGAGCGAAAUCAAUGGAUAGUCCGUCUGGGGCUAAGGGUCUACUUAUGUUCUAUCUUUUCCUUUCUUUUCCCCUUUCUCUCGUAAUUUCAUAUUCUCCCUUCUCCCGAGCUUGAUACGAUAAUAGCUUUUUGGCACUUUAUCUUCUCUUCACAUUUACUUUCUUCUCUUCCCGGUUGGUCAGUCCGGUGGAUGGUUGGAUGUAUGGGCAGACGAGACGGAUGGGUCGGUGAAUAGCACCGAGGAGUUUAUUUUAAUUGCUUGCGGAUCUUACUCUACUUUUGCUUCUAUUCCCUACGGUACUGGUGCGUGGUCGGUGGUACUCUGGUUAUCUGUUUGUACGUCUCUUGUUUCAAAUCUUUUUUUUUUGUGGCUAUUUGUGGUUUGUCUAGAUAGCAUAGGUUGUACAUGGACAGUAAUAUCAUGAUUCAUGAGGACUGUUUGGCUUGGCUCGAGGUGGUUUAAUAGAUUGACUGGGUUUUGUAUAGUUGCUUUUGUUUGUUUGGAGGGGGAGAUUUCAUACAAAUAAAACUUUGCUGGGA
Molecule: messenger RNA, 2530 nt
Organism: Tuber melanosporum (Perigord truffle)
Lineage: Eukaryota; Fungi; Ascomycota; Pezizomycetes; Pezizales; Tuberaceae
Exons: 1
Coding region: 56-1729 (557 amino acids)
Source: RefSeq, a predicted model, not a curated record